UUAAAAAUUUGUUUUUUAUUCAAAUCGGACAAUUAACUCUGCCGUAGAAACAAAUUUGACGUUUUUAAGAAAGUCUGACACCACUUUAACGGUAGAUUUUUUUAUACAAAUUUUAUAAACAUACUUAUUAUUUGACAUAUUUAUUUUUUUGAGAUUAAAUCUACUGUCGAUCAAAAGUUACGGGUAUUUUGGUAAUGUUUUUUUGUUAUAACUAUGGAAAAGGGCAAUUUUGAUCAGAAAAAUAUUUUAAUAAUUUUCAAAAAGUAUGAUUCAUUCUAAUAAUAACACAACUAAUUUGUGUCAUUAAACAUCCCUUUAGUUUUUUUUCUAAAUAUCAACCAUGAUCUAGAUUCUAUUUAAGAAAUUUCCCUGGCAGAGAAAACAUGAUCACUGAACUACACGAUUUUGUUAUUGCUGCUUCUUUCUGUUUAUAGGCUGCUGUUAAUAUCUGAAUUAAUGUUCUUGUUCUUUACAUGUCGUGUCAGAUUCUCUGAUUAGAUUUUACUUAGGCCAUUUCCAAUCUAACACUAAACUUUAUUUUAGUGUGGUUUUCACUUUUCACAAAGAGAGCUUAGCUUACGAUUAGAUUAUAUUAAAGAAUUUAUGUAAUAUAAAAAAGGUAAUUUAAAAAGAGUGAAUUUAAACACCAAAAUGGUGUUUAUUUAAUCUACGUACUAGAUUUCUAAUGAAUAUGUCUAACAAUUUUUCAUAAAUAGAUUUUUUAAAAAUUCUUCUCUUUUAAUAGUAUAGAUUUGAAAUUAAUUGAAAUUACAUUUUGUUAUGCUGAAUUUUUUUUUAACAAAAUUGUAUCUUCCAUUUUUACACUUCACUCUAAGGUGCGCUUUCAGUUUCAACACGAUAUAUAUAACCUUUGCUGAAGAGGAAGCACCUCAAACAUUGUCAAUCUCUUGCACUAGAAACUUCUUGGAAAGAUUCUGCGUCGAAGAAUACAAUAUGGACUCGAUGAAACACAACAGUUUCCUCUCUGCUGAUCUGUUGCCAUCUCUUGGAGCAAGCACAAACCAAUCAACCAAGCUUCGUAAACACAUAGUUUCUCCUUUCGAUCCACGUUUCAGGGCAUGGGAGAUGUGGCUAGUCAUUCUUGUGAUCUAUUCAGCUUGGAUUUGUCCUUUUGAGUUCGCCUUCAUCACCUACAAGAAACAUGCGCUUUUCAUUGUAGAUAACAUUGUCAAUGGUUUCUUUGCCAUUGAUAUCAUUCUUACCUUCUUCGUCGCUAAUGUAGACAGCCACUCUUAUAUUCUAGUCGAUAAUCCUAAAAAAAUAGCUAUGAGGUACCUUUCUACUUGGUUUGUCUUUGAUGUCUGCUCCACAGCUCCGUUUAAGUCAUUGAGUCUUCUGUUCAACUACAAGGGAAGCCAAAUAGGAUUCACAGUUCUUAGCAUGCUCAGGCUAUGGCGUCUCAGACGAGUUAGCUUACUGUUUGCAAGACUCGAGAAAGAUAUCCGCUUCAACUACUUCUGGACACGAUGCACAAAACUCAUUUUGGUCACUUUGUUUGCAGUACAUUAUGCUGGAUGCUUCAACUACCUCAUUGCAGAUCUAUAUCCUAAUCGAAGAAAAACAUGGAUUGGAGCUGUGUACCCAAAUUUCAAGGAAGCAAGCUUAUGGAGUAGAUAUGUGACUUCUAUUUACUGGUCAGUUACUACAUUAACAACAACAGGAUAUGGCGACUUACAUGCUGAGAAUCCAAGAGAGAUGUUUUUCAGUGUCUUGUACGUGCUCUUCAACCUCGGUUUCACAUCUUACCUGAUUGGAAAUAUGACCAACCUUGUGGUUCACUGGUCUAGCCACACCAAAACCUUUAGAGAUACUCUUAGAUCUGUUUCAGAGUUUGCAUCAAGAAACCAACUCCCACCAAACAUACAGGACAAGAUGUUAUCACACAUCUCCUUAGAUUUCAAAUCAGAAGGUCUCAAACAAGAAGAGACGCUGAAUGGUUUGCGCAAAGCAACUCGGUCAAGCAUUGCAAACUAUCUCUACCUCCAUAUUGCUCAGAACGUUUACCUCUUCCAAGGAGUUUCUCAUAACUUCCUCUUUCAGUUGGUACAAAAAAAAUUUCAUUUGUCAACUUUUUCUUGUUCAUUUCUUUUCUCUAAUGUGUCAUGUUAUAUUGUUCCAAAAAAGGUUUCAGAUAUCGAUGCUGAGUACUUCCCACCCAGAGAAGAUGUAAUUGUACAGAACGAAUCUCAUACUGAUCUUUACAUUCUUGUCUCAGGGGCAGUGGAAUUUAGUGCUUACAUUGACGGUGAAAAUCAGAUACAAGGGAAAGCAGUUGUUGGAGAUGCAUUUGGAGAGAUUGGUGUUUUAUGCUAUACACCACAACCUUUCACUGUUAGGACAACAGAACUAUGUCAAAUACUACGUGUACACAAAAAAUCUCUCAUUAGUGCUAUGAGAGCUCAUAUUGAAGAUGGACGUACCAUAAAGAACAACCUCUUUAUGAAACUUAGAGGGCAACAGUCAAUAGCAAUUGAUGCUGCAAAAAACCAACCAUACUUCCUCCUCCAUAAGUGGCUUGGUGGUGGUCUAAAGAGAGGUGAAGGAAAUGCAAGUGAUCAAGGAAAAGGACACAAAUAUUUACAACUGGAUGACUCAGAAAACAUUGAUUUGGAAUUAACCAAAUGGAUGGAUUCAAGAAAAGAUGGUUCUAGUGAAACGAGAAGAGGUCAAGAACAUAAGAUAAAGAUAGCGGAAGAGGAAAAACCAAACAAAUAUAUUGAUGAGAAAAGUUUCUCUAAUGCAGAUGUUGCCUCAUUUAAAUUAACAUAUCCACAUUGCAGAUUCAAACCUAGUAAACAAGAACCCGCAAAGCCGGAAGAAAAGAAAGUUACCAUCCACUUGAAGUCACAAGGAAAAUAUUUGCCAAAGCUGAUAUUCUUACCUGAUUCCAAAGUAGAGCUUCUAAGACUUGCAGGUGAGAAAUUUGGAAAACAAAGCUUCACAGUGGUCACCAAUGCGGAAAACGUUGAAAUAGAUGAUGUAGAUGUCAUUAGAGAUGGUGAACAUUUGUUUUUUUACUAUCAAUGAGUACGAAGGUAUUAUCAAAACGAUUCCAACAAUUCAACGCAGUAUGGACCACAUAUUUGACAGAUCGGUCGAGAAUUGUUGUUGGAUCCUUCGGAUUGGGUUCAUCUGGAAGAAUUAACUAGUUGAAAGAACUUUUGUCCGCGUGUGGAAAACCCAAUACAACCUCUGCUUCCAAGUUCCAACUCGUAAGUACCCACGCCCUCUGUUUCCUUUAUUUGUGUAAACGGUCUUUUGUAAUUGGAAAGCAGUACAUCGGAUGGAGCGUCAUAUGACUGUAAUUGGGUAGCAUAACCGGAAGUGUUCCAUCCUUAAAAAAACCCCCAAACUCUUAAACUUCUUGUUUUUUCUUUGGGCUUCUAAAGAUUACAUUGAACUUCUCCUUUUGGACUCUAGUAAA
Molecule: messenger RNA, 3445 nt
Organism: Brassica napus (rape)
Lineage: Eukaryota; Viridiplantae; Streptophyta; Magnoliopsida; Brassicales; Brassicaceae
Product: potassium channel KAT2-like
Exons: 11
Coding region: 781-3048 (755 amino acids)
Biological process (GO): transmembrane transport; potassium ion transport
Cellular component (GO): membrane
Molecular function (GO): voltage-gated potassium channel activity
Source: RefSeq, a predicted model, not a curated record